AUGAUGGGGUGGUGUUGCCCAGACAUAUGCAGAGCCCUGGCUCUCCUGGCGCUCCUGUUUCCCUUGCGGGAAAGGGGCUGCUCGGGGCUGAAUCCCAGCUCUGGGGAUCUGGAGAAGUCCCCGCACUCUGAUCCAGACCCCUGGGAGGCCCUGCUCAGGCACAAACGCAGCUGGGUAUGGAACCAGUUCUUCGUAUUGGAGGAGUACACAGGAAAUGAACCACUCUAUGUUGGCAAGCUGCACUCAGAUGUGGACAAAGGAGAUGGCAAAGUGAAGUAUGUGUUAUCUGGCGAGGGUGCCACCUCCAUCUUCACCAUCGAUGAGAACACAGGAGACAUCCACGCCACAAAGCGGCUUGAUCGGGAGGCACAGGCCUACUACACCCUCCAAGCUCAAGCUGUAGACCGACUCACUAAUAUACCGGUAGAGCCCAAGUCUGAAUUCGUGGUCAAGGUCCAGGACAUCAAUGACAAUGAGCCUAAGUUUCUCGAUGGGCCGUACUUGGCAGGGGUACCAGAGAUGUCACCCUUAGGAACCAUGGUAGUGCAAGUGGCAGCCACAGAUGCAGAUGACCCAACAUAUGGGAACAGUGCCAGGGUGGUCUACAGCAUCAUCCAUGGACAGCCAUAUUUCUCAGUGGAGCCCAAGACAGGUGUCAUCAGAACAGCUCUGCCCAACAUGGACCGGGAGACAAGGGACCAGUACGUGCUUGUCAUCCAGGCCAAAGACAUGGUCGGCCAGAUGGGCGGCCUCUCCGGCACCACCUCUGUCACUGUCACGCUCACUGAUGUCAAUGACAACCCGCCUCGGUUCACUCACAAGAUCUAUCAGUAUACAGUGCUGGAGUCACUGCCGGUGCAGUCUGUGGUCGCCAGAAUCAAAGCAACGGAUGCUGAUAUAGGUUCCAACGCAGAGAUGGACUACAGAAUCAUGGACGGAGACGGGCCUGGCGUGUUCAACAUAACAACAGAUGAGGAUACACAAGAGGGGGUUAUCAUUCUGCUAAAGCCUCUAGACUUUGAAACAAAGAGCAGCUUUUCUCUGAGAAUUGAGGCCACAAACAGGAAUAUUGACUCCAACUUCUUGAGCUUGGGCCCAUUUAGCAACAUAACAUCAGUCAAGGUGACGGUGGAAGAUGUGAACGAGCCACCCAUCUUUUCCGCACCACUUAGCAAGAUGGUUGUUUCGGAGGACGCCAAAGUGGGCACCUCAAUCGGGAGGGUGUCUGCCUAUGACCCAGAUAACUCCAACAGUGCCAUCAGGUACUCCAUAGACAGGAAUACAGACUUGGAGCGCUUCUUUAACGUGGACGCUCUAAGUGGAGUCAUCAGCACAGCCAAGCCUCUGGACCGAGAGGCCAACUCGGUCCAUAACCUCACCAUCUUUGCUAUCGAGAGCCAGGACCCAACCCAAAUUGGAAAAGGUAUCACUCUCAUCACAGUGCUGGACAUAAACGAUAAUGCCCCCGUCUUUGCCAUAGACUAUGAAACUAUCCUCUGCGAAAAUGCCAUGCCAGGACAGGUGAUCCAGACCAUCAGUGCGGUGGAUAAGGAUGAACCUCUGAGCGGUCACCGCUUUUAUUUCGCCCUCGCUGCACCUGUUGCCGGCAACCUCAACUUCACUCUGCGAGAUAACAAAGUCCAGGCUUUUUCUCGCACGUCUGACCGAUGUAUGCUAUCACUCAAUUUUGCAGACAACACAGCGUCCAUAAUGACGAAGCGAGGUGGUUUCAGGAGACGGGAGCAGCCGGUUUAUCGGCUGCCCGUGUUGAUCGUGGACAGCGGAAAUCCUGCCCUCAGCAGCACUAACACACUCUCAGUGCGUGUGUGUGACUGUGACUCUGACGGUGUGGCCUUGUCCUGUGGAGCUGUUCCCCACACCACGACUGGCCUGAGCACCGGCGCCCUCCUGGCUAUUUUAGGCUGCAUCAUCACACUUCUGGUGAUGGUUCUGCUAAUUGUGACAAUGCGUCGGAGGAGGAAGGAGCCUCUGAUUCUUGAGGAGGAGAGGGACAUCAGAGAGAACAUUGUCCGUUACGACGACGAGGGCGGGGGAGAAGAGGACACGGAGGCCUUCGACAUGGUCACCCUCCGCAACCUGAACGUCAUCAGAGACCCGAACGUACGGCGGGAUGUCACACCAGAUACACCGACCUUCUUUCAUUACCCAUCAGCUACUCGCCCGUCCUAUAAGUCCCUGCCGGACAACGUGGUGUUUCGAGAGUUCAUUUGGGAGCGACUUAAGGACGCUGAUGUGGACCCGUCAGCUCCCCCGUAUGACUCCCUGCAGACAUAUGCUUUCGAGGGCAGUGGCUCGGUAGCAGAAUCACUAAGCUCACUGGAGUCACUAAGUACAGACUCAGAUCAGAACUAUGACUAUCUCAGCAACUGGGGGCCCCGCUUCAAAAAGCUGGCCGACCUGUACGGCAACAGCGAUGGCACCAGUGUCUUCUCAUAGCCCCUAAAUGUCUCUCUUAACAUUUAGGUAAGAGUCAUUUAUUGUCAGAAGAAAUGAUUUUGUCUGCCUUUGUGUGCUGGAGGAAAAGAGAUUCAAAGACAACACAAGAGAGACUGAAAGAUAAACACUUUGACUUCAAAGGUUUUUGGUUUGUUUACCUCCUUGUAUGGAUUUUCAAAAGCGUGCCAUGGUGAGUUUUGACACAGACUUCAAAAGUGGCUUGAGUUAGGAGGAAACCUUGUGUGCAAAAGACAUUAAAGGUUUCAGA
Messenger RNA from Xiphias gladius (swordfish), 2725 nucleotides. Its product is annotated as cadherin-7-like. The record is from RefSeq and is a predicted model, not a curated record. Gene Ontology annotation, molecular function: cadherin binding; calcium ion binding. Gene Ontology annotation, biological process: calcium-dependent cell-cell adhesion; multicellular organism development; homophilic cell-cell adhesion. The coding region runs from base 1 to 2457 and encodes 818 amino acids. The transcript is spliced from 11 exons. Gene Ontology annotation, cellular component: adherens junction; catenin complex; plasma membrane. NCBI's taxonomy places the organism in Eukaryota, Metazoa, Chordata, Actinopteri, Istiophoriformes, Xiphiidae.